CCCACCAAAGCUAAAAGAAAAAUCCCAUUCUUUUUUUUCUCUUCAUUUCGUCAUUUCUUUCUCUUCCACUGAAAUUUCUGGGAAAAUGGCUGCUGAGGUUGCUAAGCCCGAGGAGACCCAGAAGGGAGAUGUUUUGGUUCAUGAAGAAGAGACGAAGAAGAACGUUGAGGAAGCUCAUGAGAAAGAUGAAUCCAAACCCAGAUCUGUUGAGAAGAGCUCUUCUUAUAAGGAAGAGAGCAACUUUCUCUCUGAUCUGAAAGAGUUUGAGAGGAAGGCUUUGAAUGAGCUGAGAUUGAAGCUUGAAGAAGCCAUUCUCGGAAACAAUCUCUACAGAAUUGAAGAGCCAAAGAAGACCGGAGAUAAGGCGAAACCCGAAGAACCUAAGGAAGAAGAGAAAAAAGAAGAAGCGAAGAAAUGUGACGAUCAGGAAGCAAAACCAGAAGAGCCAAAGAAGACCGAAGAGAAGGCGACACCCGAAGAACCCAAGGAAGAAGAGAAAAAAGAAGAAGCGAAGAAAUGUGACGAUCAGGAAGCAAAACCAGAAGAGCCAAAGAAGACCGAAGAGAAGGCGAAACCCGAAGAACCCAAGGAAGAAGAGAAAAAAGGAGAAGCGGAGAAAUGCGACGAUGAGGAAGCAAAACCAGAAGAGGGUGAUAACGCAAAGGUAAAGGAAGGAGAGAAAGAUGAAGAAGCCGAAGAGAAAAUUGAAAAAGAAGAAGUCGAUAAGGAAAUUUCCCUUUGGGGAGUUCCCCUUUUGCCAAGCAAAGGCUCAGAAGGUACUGAUGUAGUCCUCUUGAAGUUCUUGAGGGCUAGAGAGUUCAAGGUCAAUGACGCCUUCGAGAUGCUUAAGAAGACCCUUCAAUGGAGGAAGGAUUCGAAGAUCGAUUCGAUCUUGGACGAGGACGACUUGUGCGUCGACUUGAGCUCGGCGGCCUACAUCAAUGGCGUGGACCGGGAGGGACACCCCGUGUGCUACAACGUCUUCGGCGUGUUCGAGAACGAAGAGCUUUACCGGAAGACUUUUGGGACGGAGGAGAAGAGGACACAUUUCUUGAGAUGGAGGUGCCAAUUGACGGAGAAGAGCAUUCAGAAGCUUGAUUUGAAACCGACCGGAGUCUCUUCUUUGCUUCAUGUCAAUGACCUCAAAAACUCGCCGGGACCUUCCAAGAAAGAGCUCAGAAUCGCCACGAAACAAGCUGUCGGCCUUUUGCAGGACAAUUACCCUGAGUUGGUCGCCAAAAAUAUAUUCAUAAAUGUUCCUUUCUGGUACUACGCUUUGAAUGCCCUCUUGUCACCUUUCUUGACUCAAAGAACCAAGAGCAAAUUCGUCGUUGCUCGGCCGGCGAAGGUUACCGAAACCCUUCUUAAGUACAUUCCGGCUGAGAAAAUCCCUGUGCAAUACGGUGGCUUCAUGAGGGAGAAUGACUUUGACUUCUAUGGCGAUGAUUAUGCUGUUUCUGAACUCUUUGUCAAAGCAGGAACUACUCAAACCAUUGAGAUACCCGCACCAAAGGCUGAUACCACAUUGGUGUGGGACUUAACCGUUUUGGGUUGGGAAGUAAACUACAAGGAGGAAUUUGUUCCUAACGAUGAGGGAUCUUACACCAUAAUUGUUCAGAAGGCCAAGAAAAUGGGACUGAAUGAAGGACCUAUUCGCAAUACUUUCCGGAGCAAUGAGCCCGGAAAGGUUGUCCUAACAAUCGAGAACAAUUCGAGCAAGAAGAAGAAGGUUCUUUACCGGUACAAGACCAAGAAGCAGUGCUCUUCCUUUUAAGAAUUUCAAGCUUUACAGUUUUAAUAUGAAAAAAAUGUCCCGAUUAUUUUCUUUCAUGUUUUUCACAUUCUUUUUUAGGCUGGUACAGCAACUUGAGUGAGGAUUAGUUUGUUCAUUCUUUUGCAGGAUUAGUAAAAUCCUGUCUUUUGAUUUCUUCCAGAUUUGAAUAUCUUGAUGUCAUUCAUUUUUACAUGUUU
Morus notabilis is the source of this 1971-nucleotide messenger RNA. RefSeq names its product patellin-4. Gene Ontology annotation, molecular function: lipid binding. Bases 86 to 1774 code for a protein of 562 amino acids. The transcript is spliced from 4 exons. The record is from RefSeq and is a predicted model, not a curated record. Lineage: Eukaryota; Viridiplantae; Streptophyta; Magnoliopsida; Rosales; Moraceae.